AUGGCUGACGCUACCGUGAGCUACCGUCAGGGCCGCUUUGAAGGACUGAUCCCGCUUUUCCUGGCGAGCGAAGAGGCCCCUCGCAACACGCCGAACCCCGUCUUUCGGUCCCGCAACUUCUGCCUGGUGGUCUUCUUCGUGAUCGCCAUCAUGACCGCGGCGUGCGCCUGCGCCGCCGUCGUGGCGGCCACGGCGGAAUACUUCCGGUCAGCGUCCUCGGACACGGCCCGGAGUGGCGAGGAAGAAGCCGUCGCCAUUCCCAAAAGGUCAGCUCGCGUAGCCUACCAGCGGCUCUCGCAAGACGCGCCUCGCAAGCUGGUCUUCUGUUUUGUCAACGCCAGCUUGCCGUCGGGGUCGCCGCGCGCGUUUGACGUCGACAACGUAUCUCUUGCACUCUGCGACGCGCUCGUCUACGUCGCGGUCGGCUUGGACCCCGAGGAAUCCUCCAUUCGCUUCAAGAACCCCGUUGAAGACGAGGAGGCCAUUCAGAAGCUCUCCAAGGUCAAGGCAUCGGAGCCGACCUCCACGCUCGAGACGUACGCAUGCGUCGGAGGCGAGGAUAGCGACAGCGCCGACUUUAAAAGCGUAAUACGCACUAAGAAGUCGCGCUUAGCUUUCAUACGCAAGGCGGCGCAGUGGGUGCGACAGAGGGGCUUGAGCGGUCUUGUCCUUUACUGGAAAUACCCGACCGAGGCGUCGAGGACCAACCUGAGCACGCUCGUGAACACGAUGCGCAUAUACUUCGAGAAGGACAAACUCCGGAUGGCCGUCGUGGUUCCCUGGAACGUGGUCACUCGCCGGCACGGCUACUUCGUUCGUUCACUGUUCGACCGGCUGGACGUGAUCAUCGUAGACACCCACCGGACCGUGAACUCGAGCUCCUUUCCUGUGACGACUUGCCAGAGUCCCGUGAGAGCCGUGUUCAGGGCCAGGUACCACGGCCAGGCGGGGCUGUCUUCCGUGGUGGAGUCGCUCACCGCAGCCACCACAGAGCACGAAGUCCUCUCCAAGGUCGUCUUCAGCGUCUCCUUGGCUGGAGUGUCGUUCACGCUGAAGCACCCACACCUGAAGAACGGCCGUAUCGGCAUCAAGGCCGUCGGACCGGGCAGGCCGUUUGGCCACACCAACAUGACCGGUAUGGCCAGCUAUUACGACGUCGUGGAGACCCUGCUGGUCAACCGGAGCUGGACGCGAUUCCUGCACGGCUAUUCUCGGUGCGUGGUGGCACACACCCACGACCAGUGGAUCGGAUUCGAAGACAGGGUCAGCCUACGCGCCAAGAGACCCAUCUUGCGCAGAACACGAGGCAUGGCCGUGUGGGACUUGAGCAUGGAUGACUUCGCGGGUGACUUCGGCGCCACGUGGCCACUGCUGCGCGAGGUACAUGACUUGGUGCAGAGUCAGAACCCGUACACGGUGGUGACGGAUACUGUGCCGUUGGGGCCCUAA
Dermacentor silvarum is the source of this 1449-nucleotide messenger RNA. Its product is annotated as chitinase-like protein 4. Gene Ontology annotation, cellular component: extracellular region. The record is from RefSeq and is a predicted model, not a curated record. Gene Ontology annotation, molecular function: chitin binding. Gene Ontology annotation, biological process: chitin catabolic process; carbohydrate metabolic process. The transcript has a single exon. Bases 1 to 1449 code for a protein of 482 amino acids. Lineage: Eukaryota; Metazoa; Arthropoda; Arachnida; Ixodida; Ixodidae.